AAGGCCGCCUGGACUCCUCGAAAGCAGCAGGUACCCGGACGAGCUGGAGGCGGGGAGCGAAUAACGCGGACCUAGAAGGUUCGGAUGGAGGGCGUCAAAGAGAAAGGGCUGGAUCAUAAUCUAGAGGGGCAAUAGGGACCCGCCCCAGUGAGCGGAAUUAAAAUGUGUGGUAGCUGACGGCUUGUGGAUUGGCUCCGAGGGGGCGCAAAGGAGGUGCCGCAGGGCAGCGGUUACAGGGUUCAGCCGCUGCCGUUUCCCCGCAGAGGGAGCUCCUCCGCGCAGAGAGGAGUUCCCAGACUCUUACAUCCUGUCUGCGAAGAUCCGGAUUUCCUGGGGGAUUCCUAGGGAUAGCGCCGUUCCUCCCGCCGAGGAGCCGAGAGCAAAGAAUCUUCCCCACCUCGCCACCGCGGACGCACACACUCAACUCUCCAGUCCUGGAAAAUCCUUGCUCCUCACGGUGCGAAGUCUCAGGGCUCAAGUUCCGGGCUGCGCAGUUCACCGCACCCUUCGGCCACAGGUUCGCCGCCGGGUAGCCCAGGGAAACACACCGGCAGCCCCUCGGUCCCUCGUCCCACGCACCCAAUUGGCCUCCCGGCCCCGCCCCCCAACCCCUCCUCCGCCGCGGCCCGGGAGUGGCGUCAGCACGCCGGCCCCGCGUGGGGUUUAAAUGCCCACUAGCUGGAGGCCCGGCGCUUCUAUCUCGGAGCGCGGUGGCAGCUGGAAUUGCAGGGGUGGGAAGGGAGCGUGCGAGCGGGAUCCCGAGCCGCGGAGCACGCUGCCCCUCGCUCCGCCGCGGAUGACUUGGGAGCUCGGGUCCAGGUGCCGCCCAUGCAGCAUCCCUGCCCUCCGCCGCCCGAGAGUUGAUGAUAAAACACUUAACCGUCUCCGCUGCGGGAAGCCAUGAGCUGUCUGGAUGUUAUGUACCAAGUCUACGGUCCUCCCCAGCCUUACUUCGCAGCCGCCUACACCCCUUACCACCAGGGUCUGUCGGACUCCAGAUUUCUUCCGAGCCCGGUGCUGGCGCGGGAAGAUGCGAGCAAAGCUCACGCAGGGAAAACCAAAAUUUGGUCCCAAAGAAACUAGCCUAUUACUCCAAAAUGCAGGAAGCCCAGGAGUGCAACGCCAGCCCCAGCAACAGCAGCGGCAGUGGCAGCUCCUUCUCCAGCCAAACUCCGGCUAGUAUAAAAGAAGAAGAAGGCAGCCCGGAGAAAGAGCGCCCACCAGAGGCGGAGUACAUCAACUCCCGCUGCGUCCUUUUCACCUAUUUCCAGGGAGACAUCAGCUCUGUGGUGGACGAGCACUUCAGCCGGGCCCUGAGCCAGCCUAGCAGCUAUUCCCCAAGCUGUACAAGCAGCAAAGCCCCGCGGAGCUCUGGGCCCUGGCGGGACGGCUCCUUCCCGAUGAGCCAGCGCAGCUUCCCCGCCUCCUUCUGGAACAGCGCUUACCAGACGCCGGUGCCCGCGCCGCUGGGCAGCCCUCUGGCCGCCGCUCACUCGGAGCUGCCCUUCGCCGCUGCCGACCCCUACUCGCCGGCCGCGCUGCACGGCCACCUGCACCAGGGCGCGGCAGAGCCCUGGCACCACGCGCAUCCCCACCACGGGCAUCCGCACCACCCCUACGCGCUGGGCGGCGCCCUCGGCGCCCAGGCCGCCGCCUACCCGCGGCCCGCCGCCGUGCACGAGGUCUACGCGCCGCACUUCGACCCGCGCUACGGGCCGCUGCUGAUGCCCGCCGCCUCGGGGCGCCCGGCCCGCCUCGCUCCCGCGCCGGCCCCCGCGCCAGGCAGCCCGCCCUGUGAGCUCUCGGCCAAGGGCGAGCCGGCCGGCGCCACGUGGGCCGCGCCCGGGGGACCUUUCGCGAGCCCCACGGGGGACGUGGCCGGGGGUCUGGGCCUCAGCGUGGACUCAGGUUUGCAGCCUCAGGACAAAAGCAAGGAUCUAUACUGGUUUUAGACAACCCACCUUCUUCCCUGUAGGUCUCUGCAUAGUGCAAUUGGUGACACUCAGAGCUGAAAUCAAGUGGGUUUGUAACAGCUUCUGAUCUUGGUUUGCAGCUCGUCGUUAUUCCCUCUGUGGUGCAUCCCUCCUGAGCUGAUCUGCUGACCCAGGGUUUCCCCUUCCCUUUCCCUUCCGACCAGCCAUGGAGGCUGGCAUCUGUGCCUCUCACUUCAUGGAUGAGGACAUGGGGGAAUGCAGAGACUUCAAACUUCUCCGUGUAUUGGGAAAACCAGAACACACAUCGACAGAAUUUUCAUCUAAAAAUAAUUCCUUCUGCCAAAAGAGGAAAUCCAAAGACUCUGAAUGAUGCUUAAUGACUUUUGGGCAAAUCACUGGAAAUAUCCAUGGUGAUCACUUAGGUGACAUGAUUCAUAGUUUUCUCGGAAAGAGGGAAAGAAAAAGAGAUGUUUUGGUGUGAAUAUUUUUUAUGCUGAUGUGAAUUAUUUCAUUAAGUAGUGUGAUCAUAGCACUGCAAUGUCAAUAUCCUCAGACUGAAAUGUAUUUGUAUUUGCAUCAAAGACUGUGGUAGAGAAGUCAAAAGAAGCCAAUUCCUUCUUCCUCACCUGUAGCCUCCAGCUCCUUUCCUGCCCACUCCCUCCCUACAACACCCACUCCAGACACAAAGACACACUUUCUUCUUCGGACUGUGAACGUGGAAGCCUCAGCCUGAAUGUGAGCGGCAAGUGGCGAAUCUGGAGCCACCUGCCCGAGUCUUACUGAAAUGCAGCUGUUGUAGGACAACUGUUUAAAACUCCAGAAAUACAUCGACCAAAGGGGGCACUUCCCAGUGUUUGGCACAGCAAUUGCAGUUGCACUGGAUAUGUUUUAUACGUGUGUGUGUGUGUAUAUAUCAUAUUUUUUACAAAGAACAUUUUAUGAUGAAAGAAGAAGCUCUCUCUGCCUUCUCUCCCACGAAUUCUGUCCCUCCCUCUAUCCUUCUUUGGGUGAAAAAAAGUAAGCAUCAAGAGGCCCCAGUUGUCUCCAAGAAGAAGAACUAGGAGUCACCACAAGGGGAAGAGAUGCCCAUGGAGUCUCUGGUACCUCGAAUAUUCUUCUCAGUCUCUGUGGUCAUGAUUUGGUCACUUUAGUGUUGGGACAGGGGAAGGGGUACACAUGUGGGCAAAACUGAAGGGGAUGAGGAAGAAGAAGCGAACAUUAAAGAUGUUUGUUUACCACUA
Balaenoptera ricei (Rice's whale) is the source of this 3175-nucleotide messenger RNA. RefSeq names its product vestigial like family member 2 (gene VGLL2). Gene Ontology annotation, biological process: regulation of transcription by RNA polymerase II. Lineage: Eukaryota; Metazoa; Chordata; Mammalia; Artiodactyla; Balaenopteridae. The coding region runs from base 864 to 1952 and encodes 362 amino acids. The record is from RefSeq and is a predicted model, not a curated record. Gene Ontology annotation, cellular component: nucleus. The transcript has 6 exons.